This is a messenger RNA of Chaetura pelagica (chimney swift), 2345 nucleotides long. It is a transcript of the gene OLFML2B, whose product is annotated as olfactomedin-like 2B. The record is from RefSeq and is a predicted model, not a curated record. Lineage: Eukaryota; Metazoa; Chordata; Aves; Apodiformes; Apodidae. Gene Ontology annotation, biological process: signal transduction. The transcript has 9 exons. Bases 1 to 2139 code for a protein of 712 amino acids.
AUGAGGGUUGUGAGGGUCCCGCUGGACGUCCAGCUGAACGCGGACAACCAGGAGAACAUCCUCUCCCAGCUGUUAGGUGACUACGACAAGGUGAAGGCGGUGUCCGAAGGCUCCGACUGCCGGUGCAAAUGCCUGGUCAGACCCCUGGGCCGUGGUGCCUGCCAAAGGAUUAAUGAAGGUGCUUUCAAAGCAGAGGACUUUUACACGGUGGAAACCAUCACAUCAGGACCCAGCUGCAAGUGUGCCUGCGUGGCCCCCCCGUCGGCACUCAACCCCUGCGAGGGGGACUUCAGGCUGAAGAAGCUGCGAGAGGCGGAGAGCAGUGACCUGAAGCUGUCCUCCAUCAUGGAGAUGCUGGAAAGUGCCUUUUAUGGCUUGGACCUUUUGAAGCUGCACUCUGUCACAACCAAGCUGGUGGGUCGGGUGGAAAAGCUCGAGGAGGGCAUGUCCGGGAACUUCACUCAAGAAGGCCACAGGGAGCAGGGUCUGCAGGACACCCAGCACAGGGACAGGGAGAACUGCUCCAGCCUCGUCACCAACAGCCUGGCUGACCUGGAGAGCUCUCUGCAGCGGGACGCAGAGGCUGCCUACACCCAGGCAGAGGGCAAAUAUGAGGAAAGAUUCCUGAAAGAUGAAACCAUCUCCCACCAGAUAAACUCUGUCGAGACCCUCGUCUCUCCGGAGGAUGAGAAGCCCAAGCAGAUCCUGCAGAGGAAGCUGCACGUGAGGGGCCGGCCUCCUUCCAAGCCCACCAUCGUUCGAGGGGUCACCUACUACAAAGCCCAGUCCAGCGAGUCGGAGAACGACAUCGAGGAGCCGCCGGACGAGCUGUUCAGCGGGGACAACACGGUGGACCUGCUGAUCGAGGACCAGCUCCUGAGGCCCAGGGGCCGGGGGAGCGAGGCCAUGAGGAAGCCCUCCCCGGUGGGAUGGCCGCCCACCCCCGGCAGCGGCCCCACCACCCCCCCGGCUGCGGAUGCUGCGGUGACAGCCACGGUGCCCCUGUCCCCUGCCGCCUCCACGGGGCCCACGCCGGACCCCAGUGCUGUGAGCUGGCUGACCCCCACCCCAGAGACCACGGUUGCCCUGGUGGGGCUGAUGGAGGAGGGGACCCCGCAGCUACCAGCAGCCUUGGCCAGCACAGUGGUGGCCACGGCCUCCGAGAGCCUGUCCUCAGCCUCCGCUGCUGUCCCCAGCCCUGAUGAGGCUGCCACCUUAAGGGACGUGGGGACAAGCUCUGCCCCACAGAGCAGCUCAGGAGCUUGGGGUCAGGCGAGCACCCCUGCGACGCCUGUCAGCCCUACCAUCCCUGCCACCCCAAAGCAGGCCCUGGAGGAGGAGGACAUCAGGAACAUCAUCGGGCGCUGCAAGGACACACUCUCCACCAUCUCGGGGCCCACCACCCAGAACACCUAUGGGCGCAACGAGGGGGCCUGGAUGAAGGACCCUCUGGCUCGGGAGGAGCGGAUCUACGUCACCAACUACUACUACGGGAACACACUGGUGGAGUUCAGGAACCUUGACAACUUCAAGCAAGGGCGCUGGAGCAACUCCUACAAGCUGCCAUACAGCUGGAUCGGGACAGGGCACGUGGUCUACAAUGGCUCUUUCUACUACAACCGGGCCUUCACACGCAACAUCAUCAAGUACGACCUGAAGCAGCGCUUCGUGGCCGCCUGGGCCAUGCUGCACGACGUGGCCUACGAGGAGUCCACCCCCUGGAGGUGGCGGGGCCACUCGGACGUGGACUUUGCUGUGGAUGAGAACGGCCUGUGGAUCAUCUACCCAGCCAUCAGCUAUGAGGGCUCCAACCAGGAGGUGAUUGUGCUGAGCAAGCUGAACGCGGCCGACCUCAGCACCCAGAAGGAGACCACCUGGCGGACGGGGCUGAGGAAGAACUUCUAUGGGAACUGCUUUGUCAUCUGCGGGGUCCUGUAUGCGGUCGACAGCUACAACAAGAGGAAUGCCAACAUCUCCUACGCCUUUGACACCCACACCAACACACAGAUCAUCCCCCGGCUGCUCUUUGAGAACGAGUACUCCUACACCACCCAGAUAGACUAUAACCCCAAGGACCGCCUGCUCUAUGCCUGGGACAAUGGGCACCAGGUCACCUACCAUGUCAUCUUUGCCUACUGAGACCCCCCCUGCCACAGUGGGGCACUGCAAGCCAGGGGCCACCAGCACCUUUUAUUAUUAUUUUUAUUGUUAUUUUGUACAAAUCAAAGAGUAAAUGAUGAGGUGUUUUGUUUUUUUUUUUUGAGCUGUUGUUUUUAUGGUGGAUUGUAGAUCGAUCCCCAGGCCAGAGCCAUCCCCUUUUGUCUUUGCUGUAACCUUACUUCUGU